Molecule: messenger RNA, 378 nt
Organism: Mesorhabditis belari
Lineage: Eukaryota; Metazoa; Nematoda; Chromadorea; Rhabditida; Rhabditidae
Source: the annotation of a GenBank genome assembly
AUGAGUUCAUCGAAGAUUCCAUUUUUGUUGGCCUGUUUCCCACCAAAUACUCAAAUGAACAAGCAAUUUCUCUAUCAAAGUCUUCAGCAUUUCAAGAAACGAAUUGUAAAUAUCGAGCACGAGAAUGAUUGGGCAUGUCGGGUGAUCUUUGAAAGCAAAUCUUCUAUGAACCUCGUGCAGAAGGAAACAAAGGGUAUGAUAAAGCUUGAAACAGGCGGUUUUAUCACACUACUCACAGAGGAUUGGUUCUACAGUCAUAUCAAACACGAGAAUCGAAUUAGAUCCUCGUUUUAUGGUCAUUUCUCAUCAUUGAAACAUUUGUCAAGUCCUGGAUCUAAUUUCAAUCCGAUUUCUGAAUCGAUCACUCCAUCGACAAAG